Messenger RNA from Penicillium verrucosum, 1326 nucleotides. RefSeq names its product acyl-CoA dehydrogenase family protein. The transcript has 4 exons. Gene Ontology annotation, molecular function: oxidoreductase activity, acting on the CH-CH group of donors; flavin adenine dinucleotide binding. The coding region runs from base 1 to 1326 and encodes 441 amino acids. Lineage: Eukaryota; Fungi; Ascomycota; Eurotiomycetes; Eurotiales; Aspergillaceae. The record is from RefSeq and is a predicted model, not a curated record.
AUGGCGUACAACUCUCCAAAUCCCAUCCCGUUCUCAGAGCCACCUUAUCUUCGUGGCCUCCCUUCUCCCUACAUCACACCUGCCCACCGCCGCUUCCAACGAGCAUGUCGUAAAUUUGCAACGGAGAAUUUGAUUCAACAUGCGUUGGAGUGGGAGCGCGAAGGAACAGUCCCCGAGCAUGUAUUCCACACGUUCUGCAAGCAUAAUAUGCUGUUGCCCAACAUGCCGGCCCCAUUACCUGUGGAUUGGCUGAAGCGCCUGGGAAUCAACGAUAUUCUGGGUGUCAAGGUUGAAGACUGGGACUACAUCUAUACUGGCAUUUACUGUGAUGAGAUCGCCCGUUCUGGUCUUAGUGGCCCCGGUGCAUCUCUGACCGCCGGGUUCGCUUUUGGAAUUGCGCCAAUCUACAAAUUUGGUAGUGCUGAGUUACAAGAACGGUUCCUGCCCGACUUGCUUACGGGUAAGAAGCGAGGCUGUAUUGCCAUCACGGAGCCUGAGGCCGGUAGUGAUGUCGCGAAUAUCACCACAACUGCCGUCAAGAGUGCCGAUGGUCAGCACUACAUUAUAAAUGGAUCUAAGAAAUGGAUCACGAAUGGUAUCUGGUCGGACUAUACCACCAUGGCCGUGCGAACAGGUGGACCAGGAGCCUCAGGUCUUUCUGUUUUGGUUGUGCCUCUGAAGGGCCACCCCGGUGUUACAAUGCGCCGACUGAAAGUCUCAGGCCAGAUCACAGGUGGGACCACAUACAUUGAGCUCGACGAUGUCAAGGUUCCUGUGUCGAACAUCAUUGGCAAAGAAGGCGACGGCAUGCGUAUUAUCAUGACUAACUUCAACCACGAGCGACUUGUUAUUGCAGUUGGAGUCACUCGUCAAGCUCGGGUGGCCCUUUCCGCCGCUUUCUCGUACUGUCUUAAGCGCGAGGCUUUCGGAAAGACGCUCAUGGACCAACCCGUGGUCCGCCAUCGGUUAGCUAAGGCAGGCGCUGAGCUUGAAUCUAUGUGGGCGUGGGUUGAGCAAAUAUUGUACCAACUGGUCCAUCUCAGCAAAGAGGAAGGUGAUCGUCAACUUGGUGGCCUAACGGCAUUGGCUAAAGCGAAGUCCGCUAUGGUUCUGAACGAGUGUGCUCAAACAGCGGUGUUGUUGUUUGGAGGAAGUGGAUUUACCAAAACUGGUCAGGGUGAAUUGGUCGAAGCUAUUCUUCGCGAUGUUCCUGGUGCCCGUAUUCCGGGUGGCUCAGAAGACGUGCUCCUCGAUCUGUCUGUGCGUCAAUUGGUCAAGCUCUAUCAAGCCGAAGAGAAGAAGCUCUCACAGAAUUCCAAGAUUUGA